Messenger RNA from Mucor velutinosus, 1767 nucleotides. RefSeq lists its product as uncharacterized. The transcript is spliced from 3 exons. Gene Ontology annotation, cellular component: cytoplasm. Gene Ontology annotation, molecular function: ATP binding; protein serine/threonine kinase activity. Lineage: Eukaryota; Fungi; Mucoromycota; Mucoromycetes; Mucorales; Mucoraceae. Bases 1 to 1767 code for a protein of 588 amino acids. The record is from RefSeq and is a predicted model, not a curated record. Gene Ontology annotation, biological process: intracellular signal transduction; protein phosphorylation.
AUGGAAGCACAGUACAAUGACAAGAAUACGUUGACGCAAGUUAUUACAACAACGACAAUAGUCAAAGACUACGAUCCUAACACUGGAAACAAACUGCUAAACGACUACAUGAUACUUAGAGAGAUAGGAAGAGGAGUCCAUGGCAAGGUCAAGCUGGCUCAACACAUGGGAACAGGAGAGCUAGUGGCUAUCAAAAUAGUAGAUAAAAAGAGUCGCAGACGACAGAUGGGAUACAGCUUAUUGAGAGAUCAUGGACCAGGAGGAGGAGGGACGGAGCCAGCAUCUAAAGAAAACGAGCAAAAGAUCAGAAGAGAAAUUUCAAUAUUGGAGAAAUGUUGCCAUCCAAAUGUAGUAAGAUUGCGUGAGGUGAUUGACGUUCCAGAGAGCCGAAAGAUCUACAUGGCAUUGGAGUACACAGAAAGUGGAGAGAUUGAAUGGAGAGAUAGCAAAGAUCAACCAGUAAUGACAGUCGAUGAAGCAAGGCGAAUAUUCAGGGACAUUGUAAACGGAUUAGAUUAUCUUCAUUUCCAGGGCAUCAUCCACAGGGACAUCAAGCCAGCCAAUCUACUAUUAUCGCACGAUGGCGUUGCUAAAAUAUCAGAUUUCGGCGUGUCUUAUUACAAUCCGUACCUUGCAUCAACACACACCGGCAUAGCACUGCAUCCAUCUGACGAAGAACUCAAUAGAAUCGACAGAGAACUGGCAGAAACUGCAGGCACUCCGGCUUUUUUUGCUCCUGAACUGUGCUGUGCUGGUGAUCAAUCCACUGCGCACACAAAAAAAUCUCACAUUUCGAAAGCGAUUGAUGUGUGGGCUCUGGGAGUUACACUUUACUGCUUUAUAUUCGGGCAAUGUCCAUUCAUUGCAGCAACAGAAUUCGAAUUGUUUGAUACAAUACCCUCUCAGCCGUUGACGUUCCCUCCUGAUUUCAAUAUUGAUCCAGAUUUGAAGGAUUUACUGAUUCGAUUGCUUGCCAAACAUCCCCAAGAUCGCAUAACAUUGGAUCAGGUAAAACGCCAUCCGUGGGUGAUUGCGGAUUUAGAUGAUUUCGAAAAUUGGAUUGCUACAACAGAACCACAUCACUAUUUUACCACCGUCAUUCAACAACAACCCACAGAUGAUGCAUUGGACGACAAUCCAAACGUUACCAUGAUGGACCGUUUACGUCAAUCUAUUAGAAAGCUAUCAUUUUCCUUUGCUGGUAACAGUGGAAAUCAAAAUUCAAGCCGGCGUAAAUCAUCCAAGCAGCAGCAGCAGCCACCAGUAUUACGUCCAGUUUCCUAUCAACCGCCUCCACCUACAGGCUCUUCACCCAAUCUACACCAACAGCACAACAACACAAACUUAAUGCAUCGUCUAUCUCAACCGCUGAUGAGCAAACAGCCUUCUUAUUCCACAUCUCUAUUACCUCAUGCCACAAAUUCAGUCAUACCCACUGUAUCGUUAUCAACAGGACAUACAUUAAUAUUUAAUUCUGUUGGUUUUUCUAGCAGUACUAUAUCAACACCACCUCCACCACCUCCCACUCAUCCGCUAAGGCCUAUAUCCCCGUCCUAUCUAUCAGACGACUCUUAUUCCAUUGCCGAACACCACCAUGAGCUCUACGAAGAUGAAGAAGAAUACAGUCAUGCAAGGGCCUCAACCUCUUCAUCAAAAAGACCUGAUCUCAGCAGAAGAGUCUCCUCUGCUUCCUCCUCCUCUGGUUUAGGAUUGACAUUUGGCCGAUAUCGUGGUGGCAUGACGCCUAUGGAAGUGACAAAUAAAUAA